Messenger RNA from Drosophila serrata, 712 nucleotides. RefSeq lists its product as uncharacterized. NCBI's taxonomy places the organism in Eukaryota, Metazoa, Arthropoda, Insecta, Diptera, Drosophilidae. Gene Ontology annotation, molecular function: chitin binding. Gene Ontology annotation, cellular component: extracellular region. The record is from RefSeq and is a predicted model, not a curated record.
AUGUGGCAGCUAUUGAUUGUCUUUGCCUGCCUGUCACCUGGCUAUAACCAGGUGCGGGCGGUUUUUCUUGAAGAAUGCAAAGGAGUGAUUAUUAAUAAAGUGUCUAACCCAAAUUUGGACUGCAGUGAGUUUGUUCAUUGUGAUGGAGAUGAUUCUUACUACUGCAAUGGAGAUUGUCGGGAGCCCGUAGAGUGUUAUAUUGAAGACAUAACUACAGAAGUUCCAAAGGAAGUAACAACUUUAAAACCACUGCCUCCUAGCACAUCUACGGAAAAAUCUACCACACCAGAUGAACAACCAAAGCCUGUAAACACAACCACCCAGAGCACCACAUCUUCGACUUCAACGUCAACUAUAAGUACCACUACAACACCAAGCAACGAUAUCCAUGUGAUCUGCAGGACAAGUGGGAAAAACGGUGUUUAUCCGUAUCCAGCAAACAGCAAUUACUAUUAUCAGUGUCUUUCGGGUUACCUUCUACUACAGCAAUGCCCUCAGAAUUUUCAUUUCGAUGUGACUCAGGGACAGUGUAUUUCAACGAAACCAUAUCGCUCAUCGGGUUUACAUUUGUAAUCAAUUUCUGAUCUUUGUAUCUCUGUAAUAAAGUCGAUAAUGAACCGUGUUCUUAAGCAAAUUAAUUUCUGAUAAAAGCCAACCAACCGAACUUGAAUGAAAAGAAAACGCCAAAGGCUUCGUACCCUAUCGAUUCAGU